UCUCUGCCCAUCACCAACAUGGCUGCCCUGGCGAUAGCCGCUCCUGCCCGGCACCAACGUGGCGGACGCUGACGUCAUAGAACAGCGCCAGUUGCCCCACGCGCUGCACGUGGAGUCGGAUUCGGGAAACUUUCAGGUUGGGCCAUGGAUACACCGCGGAGGCGCAGCCGGCGGCUGGAAGGCCUAAAGCCUGAAUCCACCGAUCGUCCCACCUCAGUUUUGCGGGCGAGACGGGUCCUUGUGGAGUUUGAGUUGAACCCAGAAGAAACGAGAGAGCCCGAGUCUCCUCGGAGUGUGCGGCAACCCGGCCCGGGAUCCCCCAGACGUCAGCCGGUGACAUACCCGGGAUCACCCAGUCUACCGCAGGGGGCAGGCCUGGGGUCCCCCCGCAGGGAGGCAGAUCCGGGCUCAGGGCCCCCCCAGAGUCAGCAACAUCCAGGCCUGGAGUCGCCCCGAAGACAGGAGGAGUCGAGUCCCGAAUCCCUCCGACGUCAGCUAAAGCCAAGUGGGGAGUCACCACAGUUCUUCCAGAGCCGUGAAGAACCGGACGCGGAGGUGGCCCGCAGUAAGGAGGCGCUAGUGCCGGGGUCUCCCGGACAUCAGUUGCAGCCGGGCCCGGGAUCACCAGAGCCUUACCCGGGUCAGCGAGCCCCAGGUCCGGAGCCCUCGCCGCCACUACAGGAGCUGAAACCCCAGUCAUCCGGCUCCCCUCGGGGUCAGCACGAGCCGAGCAAGCCACCUCCCGCCGGGGAGCCGGGGAGAGACGGCCUAGGGCCAAAGAAGCGAAAAGGAUCUUCAGACCAGGCCCCAGCGCCCAAGAAGUUGAAGGAGGAGAUGGAGGUUCUUGUAAUCCCGAAGGGAAAGCCCAAAUCGGGGCGGGUGUGGAAGGACCGCUCCAAGAAGAGGUUCUCCCAAAUGGUUCAGGACAAGCCCCUGCGCACAUCCUGGCAGCGGAAGAUGAAGGACCGGCAGGAGAGGAAGCUGGCCAAGGCCUUUGCCCGGCACCUGGAGGAGGAGAAAGAGAGGCGCCGGCAGGAGAAGAAGCAGCGCCGAGCCGAGAACCUGAAACGCCGCCUGGAAAAUGAACGCAAGGCAGAGAUUGUCCAAGUGAUCCAAAACCCCGCCAAGCUCAAGCGGGCGAAGAAGAAGCAGCUGCGCUCCAUCGAGAAGCGGGACACCCUGACUCUGCUGCAGAAGCAGCCACCCCAGCGGCCGGCCGCCAAGGUCUGAGCUCAGGACAGCCCGGAGGCCUCCUGUAGCCAACCACCGUGUGGGACACGGCACCUCUCGGGCCACUGGUCACGCACCUCUGCUGGGCCUGCCACUCCCAACUCUGGCUCCAAAACAGGGACCCCACCUCUGAUGGGGCUCUGAGCCUUUGAGGGGUCUGGGGCAGGUCUUUGUGGGACAGAGGCCCAGAGGGAGCCUGGGACCUGGCAAAGCCUGUGGGCCAGGAAGAGGUUCAGCUCCCUCCUCUCCCCUUCUCCUUCUCCAAGUGCCUUCAAAGCAAGGAGAGUGAAUUCUUCUGGUUCCUCAGGGAGCUGGUGACUCCCCAAAAUGUGUAUGUUUCUCUCAAGGUCCUGCAUCUAGCCCAGGCCAGGAGGCUGGCAGUCAGGAAUCCAGCUCCCCCACACCUUCCCGUGAGCUGUUUUGGAUACCUCUGUACCCCCCUGACCCCAUCACCCAGCAAACUGAAUCCAGCUCCACCCCACUUUUCAACACUGAAAGAGAAAAAUGGGGAGGUUGCAGGGAGCAGGGUUCCUCUCUAGCACCCUCCUUCCUGUACCAGACUCUGCAGAAGCCCCGAAGAUCUGAUUAACUCAUGCCCAGUUAGUCUUCAAUAAAGUAUUUAUUGAAUGCCUGCUGUGUACAGGCAUAGUUCUAGGUACCAGGGAAUAUAGACAACGGACAAAAAUUCCUGUCCUCAAGGAGCUUUCAUUCUGAUGGAGAAAACAUAAUAAGCGAGUAAAAUAUAUUGUGUGUCA
Molecule: messenger RNA, 1985 nt
Organism: Rhinolophus ferrumequinum (greater horseshoe bat)
Lineage: Eukaryota; Metazoa; Chordata; Mammalia; Chiroptera; Rhinolophidae
Gene: CCDC86
Product: coiled-coil domain containing 86
Exons: 4
Coding region: 145-1230 (361 amino acids)
Cellular component (GO): nucleolus
Source: RefSeq, a predicted model, not a curated record